Messenger RNA from Mytilinidion resinicola, 630 nucleotides. RefSeq lists its product as uncharacterized. Bases 1 to 495 code for a protein of 164 amino acids. The transcript is spliced from 2 exons. Gene Ontology annotation, molecular function: DNA-binding transcription factor activity, RNA polymerase II-specific; RNA polymerase II cis-regulatory region sequence-specific DNA binding. The record is from RefSeq and is a predicted model, not a curated record. Gene Ontology annotation, biological process: regulation of DNA-templated transcription. Lineage: Eukaryota; Fungi; Ascomycota; Dothideomycetes; Mytilinidiales; Mytilinidiaceae.
AUGGGUCUAAACAACUUAAUAGCGCAAACUAACUUAGCUGUACUCGACGUGGACCUACUUAGCAAGAAAUCUUUUAAUUGCGACCAAUGCUCUAAGAGCUUUACAACUCCCAGUAACCUCAAAAGGCACAAACGGAUCCAUAAUGGCAAGAAAUCUUACAAGUGCCAGAUGUGCCCCAAGAGCUUCGCACGUUCCUGUCAUCUCAAAAUACACAAACGGAUCCACACUGGCGAGAAACCUUGCAAACUAGACUGCCGGAUGUGCGGCAAGAGCGUCGCGGAUCACUCUACUCUCAGAUUUCACAAACGGACCCAUACUGGCGAGAAACCUCACAAGUGCCAGAAGUGCUCCAAGAGCUUCGCGCAUCCCUCUACUCUCAGUAGGCACAAACUGACCCACAGUGGCAAGAAACCUUACAAGUGCCAGGUGUGCCCCAAGAGCUUCGCGGAUCCCUAUGAUCUCAGAAGGCACAAACAGUCCCAAAGAGGUUAUUAAGUCAAAUAGAGGUGUUUAAGAUGUUCCACACAUUACACGGCGGAAGGCUUUGUCCGAGUAAGUUCAUCGCACGAACUUGUAGAUUCAGGAGGCCACGCGAGUCUAUGCUGGCGGCGAUGAUGUGCUCCGUGAUGU